Laetiporus sulphureus 93-53 is the source of this 1842-nucleotide messenger RNA. Its product is annotated as incomplete iron reductase. The record is from RefSeq and is a predicted model, not a curated record. Lineage: Eukaryota; Fungi; Basidiomycota; Agaricomycetes; Polyporales; Laetiporaceae. The coding region runs from base 1 to 1842 and encodes 613 amino acids. Gene Ontology annotation, molecular function: ferric-chelate reductase activity. The transcript is spliced from 8 exons. Gene Ontology annotation, biological process: iron ion transport; copper ion import; intracellular iron ion homeostasis. Gene Ontology annotation, cellular component: plasma membrane.
AUGCCCGUGUUGUCUACUCGAGAGGAAGGAGGAGCCAGUGGCGCAGCCUUCAACGUAGAUGUUCUGCUAUUCAAUAUCAAUGUCGCACUACUCUGCUUUGCCGGUCUUUUCGUUCUUCUUGCCUUGCCCAGAGCAAUUGCGCGCUUCCUUCAUUCGUCUGAAUGGUUUCAGGGAUGCUUCUUCCAUUCCGUCAAGUUCCCCGCGUCCAGUCGCUUUCUUCGCACCAUCAAGCUCGACACGAACGUCUCCAGUGCAGAGAAGUUGGCUGAACUGCGUGCUAUAGAGAGCACGUCUUCGUUUUCGCAUUAUACUCACGAUGGUCCUGCGGUCUCGGCCGUCAAAGUCACCAUGACGGAUAGGAUGCCUGCGCACAUGCCUGGUUGGACUUCGAUGUUCCCAGCGAUUACCGCGGCUCUUUCAUGGAAGGUCAGGCCGGGCUACUCGGUCGGGGAACUAGUCAUUCUACUUGCAUAUACCGUCGUCAUGUUCUAUGCCUCCCUCGUGAAUGUCGACCUAUUCACCGAUCCCGUCCGCCUCGGUAUGGUUCCGACGAGCCAAUUUCCAGUCCUGUAUAUCAUGGCAACAAAGAAUAACGUUUUUGGAGCUCUUAUUGGCAUGGGAUAUGAGAAGCUAAACUAUCUGCAUCGCUGGGCUGGUCGGCUUGUCGUCCUAUCCGUCAACCUCCAUGCUUUAGGUUAUUUCGCGAUCUGGUCCCAGAACGCCGGCGGCAUAGCAGCAGAGAUGGACACGAACAUAAUAUGGGGUUGUGUCGCGCUCGGAGCCAUGAAUAUAUUGUUCCUAUUCUCCCUCACGGCCGUCCGGCAGACGUGCUAUCAACUCUUCUUCGUCUCUCAUGUCGUCUCUGCCAUCGUCGUGCUCUUUGGAACGGUAUAUCACUUUGAUUGGGCACUUCCCUACGCGAUCAUAGCUUCGGUCCUGUAUGGCUUUGACCGACUCGUUCGGAUGAUCCAAACCCGCAUCACCUCAGCGCACCUACGGCCCAUUCCCGAACUCGGAAUGACCCGCAUCGAGAUUCCGUCUGUUAAUGCCGGAUGGCGUGCAGGAGACCAUGUUCGCAUCAGGGUGUUGUCUGCCGGCAUGGGAACCAUCGGAUGGGCCGAAAGCCACCCCUUCACCAUUGCGAACGUGAGCAAGAAUCGCAAUGGCGAGGGCUUGGUGCUGCUUUGCAAGAAAGCCGGGGAUUGGACGUCAAGGCUGUAUGACACUGCAAUGCGAUCUGAAUACGGCGAAGCACCUGGAAUAGGCCGGACUGUGAAGGUCGUGCUCAACGGUCCCUACGGUGGCCCCGGACACGCAAUGGUCACGAGUUUCUCGGGAGCCAUGCUUGUCGCUGGUGGUAGCGGCAUCACAUAUGCCCUCGCUACUGUGCAGGAGAUGUUGCAGAAGAGCACCGAGAGCGCAAGCCAUGUGCGCGUCAUCGAGCUCGUGUGGAGUGUGACUGAUCCAUCCGCUCUCUUCCCCAUGCUGCCUCUCUUCAAUACCCUGCUCUCUGACGCACAGUCGACCUACACCUCGCUCCGCAUCUCCGUGCACUACACCAGGGCCAUUAUCUCUGCGGACGUCCUCAAGCCAUUCGAGCGACUCCCGCUCGGACUGACGCUCUCGCCCGGCCGUCCAAAGCUACUCAAGAUCCUAGAAGGCAUCAGCGACCGGACCGGCCAGUCGAACGGCGUGGAUGGCACUCUCACGGGUGUGCUGGCGGGCGUUUGCGGCCCGGCCGCUCUGGGCGAGGAAGUUGGUAAAGCUGUGCGGCACUUGGAUGGUGAUAGAAGGAGGGCUGUUGGAGGAGUUGAGCUCCACGAAGAGAUUUUCGGCUGGUGA